This is a messenger RNA of Chlorella variabilis, 1566 nucleotides long. RefSeq lists its product as hypothetical. NCBI's taxonomy places the organism in Eukaryota, Viridiplantae, Chlorophyta, Trebouxiophyceae, Chlorellales, Chlorellaceae. Bases 1 to 1566 code for a protein of 521 amino acids. The record is from RefSeq and is a predicted model, not a curated record. The transcript has 8 exons.
AUGUCUAUUUGCCUGCCCCGCACGCUGCUGCGGCAGCGCUGCGUCGCCGCAGCGCUGCCGCAGCCUGCUGCACCCCGCGCGCCUUUUUUCUAUUGCGCCGACUCGUUUGCCCAAGAGCUGCAAGAGCUGGCGGUGCAGCGCCUGGAGGAGGAGCAGCGCGCGGCGGCAGAGGCAGAGGCGCGCGACUGGGAGGCGAUGCGGCACCAGCGCGAGGUGCAGCUGCUGCUGGAGCGCAGCGCCGAGCUGCGGGAGCUCAAGGGGAAGCUGCAGGCGGCGGAGGUCAACCUGGGGCGCGUGCAGCAGAGGGAGCAGCGGGCGGCCAUCGAGGCGAGGGAGCGCGAGUACAGCGCGGCUCUGGAGGCGCUGAUGGCGCAGCAGCGCGAGGCGGCGGCGGCACACGAGGUGGCCCAGGCGGCGGCACGGGCACGCGUCGAGGAGGAGGCGCGGCAGGCGCUGAGCCAGCAGAUGGAGGAGCGCACCCAGCUGCAGCUUGUGGCCAGGGAGGAGUUUGAGAAGGAGCGGGCCAUGGUGGACGCGGUGGUGCGGCGCAUAGAGGAGGAGGACGCGGCGGCGGCCGACGCGCGGCGGCGCCACCAGCAGGAUGCGCAGGCCGACAUCCACCGCUUCCUGGCGCAGCAGCAGGAGCUGCGGCAGAGGCAGCGCGAGGCGGAGGCGGCUGAGGAGCGCGGCAUCCAGGAGUAUCUGCGCCGGCGGCGGGAGCGCGAGGCGCAGGAGGCGGCGCGCCAGGCCAACAAGCGCGAGGCGCAGGACAGGGCAUACGAGAUCCUGAAGCGGCAGCAGCAGGAGGAGGAGGCGCGGCGCGAGGAGGAGGAGGCGCUGCUGGACCUGCUGCGCGCGGAGCUGGCGGCUGAGCGGGCGCGGGUGGCGGCCGAGCAGCGGCGGCGGCGGCAGGAGGAGAUGCGGCGGGAGAUGGUGGAGGCGAACGAGGUCCAGAAGCGCCUCAAGGCGGAGCGCCGGGCGGCGGAGAGGGCGGGUGAGGAGGAGUUCAGGCGGCGCAUGCUCGACCGCUUUGCGGAGGAGGACCGGCUGGAGCAGAUGAACAUGCAGAAGCGGCGCGCGAAGCAGGCAGCACACAUGCGGGAGGUGGAGCGGCUGCUGGCCUACCGCCGCCAGCUGUACCACGCCAUGCAGGAGGCGGAGGAUGCAGAGGAGCGGCGGCAGGUGGAGGAGGAGGCGCGCAAGGCGGCCAUCGUGGCGGCGGAGCGGCAGCGCAUGCUUCUGGGUGCGGCGCACCUCAGGGAGCACCUGCCCAAGGGCGUGGUGCAGAGCAUGCAGGAGCUGAGCCUGAUAGAGUCUGCGGGCCGGCAGGUGGCGGGCCCCCCACCGUUGCCGGAAUCGGCGUGCCAACAAGGCGGAGGGGCGCAGUAUGUCGCUGGUGGCUGGGGAGAUGCUGGGGAGCAGCAGCAGCAUGACUACCAGGGGCUGCCUACGGUGCACACAUCUAGCAUGUUUGUGCCGGCAGCGGGGCAGGCGGAGCGCUGGCAGCAGGGCGCCGGCGCGCCGGCAGCAGACCGCUCGCCCUGCACAAGGCGAGCGCCCUGGUAG